Molecule: messenger RNA, 3425 nt
Organism: Poeciliopsis prolifica (blackstripe livebearer)
Lineage: Eukaryota; Metazoa; Chordata; Actinopteri; Cyprinodontiformes; Poeciliidae
Product: guanine nucleotide-binding protein subunit alpha-11-like
Exons: 8
Coding region: 283-1389 (368 amino acids)
Biological process (GO): adenylate cyclase-modulating G protein-coupled receptor signaling pathway; phospholipase C-activating dopamine receptor signaling pathway; action potential
Cellular component (GO): heterotrimeric G-protein complex
Molecular function (GO): G-protein beta/gamma-subunit complex binding; GTPase activity; G protein-coupled receptor binding
Source: RefSeq, a predicted model, not a curated record
CAGUUUCACAGAGCGCUCAACGGAUCAAGGAGACGGUGCAUUCCUGUGUGGGCGCGGCAGAACCGUCCGGAGCGGACUGACCGGGAGAAAGGCGCUGGGAACCCGGCAUCAGCUGGAGGGAAUGACGGCAGGCGUUCGCGGGUAGCCGGCAGGAGGAGAGAGGAGAGGUCAGGGGGAGUACUGGGUGGGAAAUGGAUUGCGUAAAGCAGUCGGAGCCUGCACCUGCACCAUCUCCAGGAAGUCUGAAGCUCUGAUUGGAGGUGGAUUUUCUAAGUUUUGUCCAUGGCGGGGUGCUGUGACUGGAUCUACCGCACCUGCGUGUGCUGUCUGUCUGAGGAUGAGAAGAUCGCCAUCUCUGUGGACAAAGAGAUCAAGAGGAUCCUCAGGCAGCAGAAGAAGAAGGAGAGAAGAGAGAUUAAAGUCCUGCUGCUGGGAACUGGAGAAAGUGGGAAAACCACCUUCCUCCGACAGAUGAAGAUCAUCCACGGUCGAGGCUUCUCAGAAGAGGAGCGGAAAGCCUUCGCUAAGUGUAUCUACCAGAACAUCUUCACUGCCAUCAAAGCCAUGACUGGAGCCAUGACCACACUCAGAAUCCCUUACACCAGCCCGGAGAACGAGAGGUUCGCCAGGUGGCUGCAGGAUGUGAACACGAUGCACAUCGCCCACCUGGAGAGGAGAUAUGUGGAUGCCAUCCGCCGCCUCUGGUCAGACCAAGGAAUACGGAUCUGUUACAGCCGCCGCUGCGAGUAUCAGCUCCUGGACUCCACCGAGUACUACCUGAGCAACUUGGAGCGGAUCUCGGCCCACGAUUACAUCCCCACGGAGCAGGACGUGCUGCGUGUUCGGUUUCCCACUACGGGCAUCCACGACUACUCCUUCACCAUCAAGAACAUCACGCUAAGGAUUGUGGAUGUUGGCGGGCAGAAGUCGGAGCGUCGGAAGUGGAUCCAUUGCUUUGAAAACGUGACCUCGCUCAUCUUCCUGGCCUCCCUCAGCGAGUACGACCAGGUCCUGGAGGAGAGAGAGACCAUCAACCGCAUGCAGGAGAGUCUGGCUCUCUUCUACACCACCAUCCAUUCCGCCUGGUUCCACAACACCUCCAUCAUCCUCUUCCUCAACAAGACUGACAUCCUGGAAGACAAGAUCCGGACGUCAGAUCUGGGGAAAUACUUUGACAGUUUCACAGGUGAAAAGCAGAACGCUGAGCUCGCAAAGCAGUACAUCCUCAAAAUGUACGAGCAGCGUUCCAUGAACCAAGAAACCCGGGAGUGGAAGACCUUGUACCCGCACUUCACUUGUGCCACGGACACCAACAACAUCCGCAAGGUGUUCACCGACAUCAGAGACACGGUCCUGCUCAAGUCGCUGAGGGACUACGGAGUCCUCUGAGCUUCUUUUACUCAGUGGCGUGAGGCGGAAGGAAACGCAAUGCUUCCCCACGUUUAUCAUGCAGACAGGACUAAAAGCAGCGACUGAGCACUUUUUCACAUGAAGAACGUUUUCCGUACAAAAUCCUCUCCGACUGUCAUGUUUCAUUGGUUUUUAGUUUAAGAUCUGUAAUAAAGGUCUGUAAUAAAAGCUGGAAUCACGUCAUUUAAAUCACACCUGUGUUUAUCGGCAGGAUUGCUUUACAAAAGAAGCGUUUGGGCCGUGCGUUAUGUUGCUCUGUAAAAGUUGCUGAAGUAGAGAUGCUGUGAAGUACAGCAUGGCCAUUAGUGGUGGAGAAGGGGUCAUGCACUCCACUGCUGUAGUGCUGCAGGAGCAUCCACCAGUUACAGACAGAUAAAGAAGAAGCCUAGAAAAGUUCACAUUUUUCACCAAAAUGUGAGCUGUUAGGACAGAUACUCAUCCGAAUAAGCUGCUUUUUGUAAUCAUCUAUUAUUAAUCUUGGAAAUAUGAUGUGUCUGUACAACAAAGACUGAAAAGCAUGUCAAUUUCUUGAAAUUGAAUUUGAAUUCAAGCUGCUGCACUACACUGAAUUUGGCUGAUGAUUUUACUGGUUAAUGUGUUAAAAUCUCCACUGUCAAGCUGCUCAGAUGAAUGUUUUUCCAAGCCUGUUUUGAGUUUUAUAAAGGCACUUAUUGAGUUUUUCUGCUUCUGGUUUCCGGUUUUAUUUGAGGUCUGACUUGCCAACUCAAAUCUGAACCCAUUCUUUAAUAUCUUCUUUGCACUUAGAAGAAAAAUGAAGAAAUGGCUAAUAUGUGUGCCAAAGUACAUGUUUUGGCUGAUGCAUUGGGAGACUGAACAUAAUGGGAUUUUUAUGUUUUAGAAGCAUUUAAUGACUAGCAGGUGGUAAAGACUGAUUUUUCAGUAUUUGUUGUAUCAGGGGGAAAUCAGCUGAAUUCAACUUUGGGCGAUUGAUUGGUGCAUUUGUGGUUUUUAGUGCUUUUCUGAUGGAGGAGAAAUGCUAUGUGGACACAGUUUUUCAGGAGGGAUAUAUAGUUGACUUAAGCAGAAAUCUACAGACUUAUCUAUAAACCUGCAAGGGACAUGUUCAAACCCUUAAAUUAUAUGCAUAUUUAAGAUAAUAUCUAAGAAAAUUUAACUGACAACUUCUGUUUUUUAUUGUUUUUGGUGAUAAACACUCCUAGUGAGACCUGGAGUCAAUUUAUGGUGGACCCCACUGUUGAGCAUGGUGGAUAAUCUGUCAUGCUGUGGGCUCAGAAGAAGCUUGAUGUUUGAAAAUGUGGUGGACUUUGCCUGAAAUCUGAAUACUUUUCAUCAUUUGCUGGGAACACUCAAUGUUAUCUACUAUGCUUAUACUUUUUCAUUUUAUGGGCAGGUAAGUUUUAGCUCAGUUUUGCCAAUUCAUUAUUGCUGCCUGGAGGUGCAAAGAAACCCUCCAAUCUGUUAAUCCAAGCUUUCAAAUAUCUUUCUGGGUAUUUUCUAUGUAUAUAACUGAGAGAAAGAGAAAUGUAAAAGUCUGUCAGUGGCUGAAAUAUGAAGUGGUGUCCUACUUGAAACAGUCCGAUAAAUGUGCUGUCAUACUUUAAUAACAUUAAAGGCCAAAUAUAACAAAGGUUGAUUAAAGUGUAAUAACAACUCAGCCUCAUAUCAAUUUAAAUUGUGACUUCUUCAUUUGUCUUGUAUCAAUUUCAUGAGUCCUUAAGGCGUAAAAAAAUGUAUUUAAAAUUAUAAAACUAACUGACCUGAAUGUAAAACUCAUUGGAGCGGAGCAUUCAUUUCCAUGUUUCUGAUUCUUUACGAUGCGUUUGACACAAAUAUGGACGCCCUCUGUACAUGACUACUGCUCUUAAUUCAUUUGUAAGUCUUCAAUUUGUAAUAAUUGUUUACCUGCUGGACAUAGACUGUGACCAGAGACUGCCUCCCUUUGGAGGCGGUGAAACAUUUGUGUAGAGUCUGGUGGAGGAAGAAUAAAAACAUGUUUUUUAUAGUUAAUAUUAAAGAGAACAUCUUAACACGCA